Messenger RNA from Paramacrobiotus metropolitanus, 4123 nucleotides. Its product is annotated as armadillo segment polarity protein-like. Gene Ontology annotation, biological process: cell adhesion; positive regulation of transcription by RNA polymerase II. Gene Ontology annotation, cellular component: catenin complex; adherens junction. Gene Ontology annotation, molecular function: protein phosphatase binding; transcription coactivator activity; alpha-catenin binding. Lineage: Eukaryota; Metazoa; Tardigrada; Eutardigrada; Parachela; Macrobiotidae. Bases 1444 to 3477 code for a protein of 677 amino acids. The transcript is spliced from 14 exons. The record is from RefSeq and is a predicted model, not a curated record.
UUUUUUCCAUUAUUUUAUUGUUUUUCGUUUUUCAUCCAACUCUGCUGUCUGUUGAUACAGUUAUUAUUCGUACAUCAUACUGUAUUAUAGUUUGUUACGAUCAUUAUUUUCGCGAAAUCCAGCCACUUCAUCACUUGCAAUUUGCAGCAGUUGAGUGAGCCUUUUUGUCCCUCCGACUUUCCUGUGAAGCGUUCGCGUACAGUGCAGUAUACAGUUGACUAGUGUUCCUGCUGUGGAAAUUCGUUUCUUCCCUUGAUCGAGAGAUUUUCCCUGAAAAUGCUGCAGUGAAUUUUGCCUUUAGCGAAUCUGAUAAUAAACGCGGCAGUCAUAUGCUGACCAUGAGUGAUGGUAUGGAAACGCUCGAAUGCGAAGUUGACGUGGAUUGUUUCUCUGAUUUUCCUGAUGAUCUCUGUCGUGAUGACGCUGUGGCACCGUAUCACCUUUAUGCACUGUCUAGCUGUUGUUUCGGUGUCGCAGACUCCACGGCACUGGGGAAACAAUGCCGGAGCGCCGCAUGGCACAGCGGAGCUCGGACACGGACUGCCACAAAGUCCCGCGGGAAUGACACAACACAUACAACGAGGCAACGCUUCGCACCAGGACGGUGUGCAACAAAAUAACUACUUCGUGCCACGAAGUUCGUGGACUCCGGCAUAGACUCGGUAGUGACCACACAUACGCGUUCAUUGUACCACUGUACAGUACAGCGUUAAUAGCGGGGAAGUAUAUGAUGGAAAUGAAAUGGAUGCUGACCACCAGCCGCUUCCACCGGCUCCACCAUCUUAUGAAUCACAUCAGAAGGUUAUUAAUCAAGAAUACACUCCUCAUCAACUGGAAGAGUUGGCGAUACCGCUUCCAAUCUCCUCCACAAGCUUUUUUGUUCCGUCUCCCCACGGUCCGAAAAUUUCGAAUGCCGCCGCCAUGAAGUUAUACCGUGGUUGUAGCCCGCUUUGUUUCGUCAGUUUUAUUCUUUCGGCGUGCUCCGCUGCGGCCCGGACGUUAACCGAGGUGAGAUCGAUCAUCGAUGUAUGAGGAGCGAGGGUGCCCACACAGGUCACGUCGAUAGCCAGCGGCUUUCCUCGUUCCCAUGGUUGAAGGCUGAACAUUCUGUAUGUUGACGUGUAUGGCUGCACCAUCCACAUCGCGUACUACUACUUCUGCGCGUGGCUUGUACUGGGACGUCUACUUCCGAGAAAUUCCCAGCAGAGACAUUUGACCUCGACUCGUAACUUCCACUCGUACCUCGACUUAGUGGGAAGCUCUUUUUUUGUUGUUCUACGAGUACGACGGAUAUGCAGAUUUGAUCGGGCACGUGUAGUACCGGCUGACUCGUCUCUGGUCACUAGUCCACGUGCAACGUUCUAGAAUUCUCUACUGUUCUCCAGAUAUCACGGAACGUGAUUAUACUCCACAACAACCCGCUCGCAGCGCAUCCGAGCUACCAUGUUUCAAGAAACUUUACCAGAAGGAACGGAAUACCCAACUACACAGUUUACUACGGAACCGACAGCAAUGGAAUAUUUGGCAGAGCCGGCACAGUUGUUGACGAAAGGUGUCCAUGAACUGGCCCAGUUCCAGAAUGACGCGGGCACGACAGUCAGCAUGAUUCCCGAUUUGGUUCAGCUUUUACAGGAUGAGGACCCGGAAAUUGUGUCAAACACGGCCCGUUUCCUCCAUCAGCUGUCGAAGGAUGAUGCCAACCGACAAGCCCUGAUGGCUGAUGCCCAAGUUGUUACCGCGUUGAUCCAAACCGUGCAUGCUGGUGCGGGAAAGGAUAACGAAGAGAUAGCCAAUUCAGCAGUCAAAAUCUUGUACCAACUGUCCGGAAUAGGAUCAGGCCAUGAGGUCGUUGUCCGUUCCUUUGGAAUUCCGUUUCUCAUAAAACUUCUGGGAUAUCAGUAUGGCCCCCUUGUUCGCUAUGCAGUUACUAUUUUGCAUAAUAUGAUUGUUAUGGAGCACUUCCCGCAGGCCAAGACGGAAGUGUUUAGACAUGGCGGAGUUCAAGCGAUGGUGCCACUGCUGGAUAUUGCGGAUGGUAAAUUUGUCAGUGUGGUGUGUGAUUGCCUGAAACAUCUGACUAUUGGCAAUCAAGAAGCCAAGGUGAUUAUUCUUGCUGAGAAAGGACCGGUUCGACUUCUGCGUGUCAUCAACACGAAUGCAUACGAAAAACUGAUAAAUGCGGCUUUAUCAGUGUUGAAGGCGAUAUCCGUCGAUGAGCAGAACAAGAAGAGUAUUCUGCAAAAUAAUGGUGUGGCGAUUCUGGUGAAUUUAGCUUACCGUUGCCUUGAAUGGCGGUCAAGCCGGGUGCUGCUGACCUCAAUCUUGUACUUGCUGCGUAAUCUGUCCGAUAUGCUGAUCAGUGAUCGUGAUUUCCAUGAAAUGGAUUUGAGACCGCUGCUGAAGCUGGUGGUACCCUUGCUGGAAUAUCGGUCGCCUUGGAAUUCAGACUUACUGGAUCCAUUGGUGUUGUGUUCCGUAGGAAUCUUGAGCAAUUUAACGUGUAACAGCGAGCUCAAUAAGAGUGUAGUAUGCCAGCUGGGUGGAAUAGGCCGAUUACUCAACGUUUGUCAGUGUUUUCCAAAGAAGGAAGAAGUAACCGAGCCCGCUUUGUGCACUCUGCGGCACAUUACCAAUCGCCAUGAUCAAAGCGCCUAUGCAAAAGUCCAGGUGCGAGAAAGAGGAGGGCUCCGCCUGAUCAACGCCAUGCUGAAACAGCCGAAUAUUCAGUGGACGCUGAUUAAGGCCAUCGUUAGUUUGCUGCAGAAUUUGGCGAGUGCUGAAUCGAAUCGCGAUGAAAUUCGGGACUUAGGGAUCAUGAAGCUGGUUGUUGAUUACUUCCAGAGUGCUGUCCAUAUACUCCAAGAGUAUCAGGCGUCGAGGUGCAAUUUGCCAUUGACCAACGUGGUCAUUCAGAAUAUGCGGAUGCAUGAAAUGCUGGAAUGCAUCAUCGGAACACUGAGUCAGAUGGCGAAGGAUCCUAAAAGUCGAUUGUAUAUUCGCAGCCAAGAAUUUGUUAUUCCUACGCUGGUUCAGUUGUUAGCGUUUCCGGCCAAGAAUGUUAUCCGAUCUGCAUCAGAUCUGUUGGCGGAGCUCAGUGCUGACCCGGAAGGCGCAGCAGCCAUCGCUCAUCAGCCUGGCGCUGUUGAAACCCUGAUUGCCAUGGCGCAGCGCUGUCGGCACAAUCCAAACAAUCAAUCUGCCGUAGGAGCAAUCGCUACCACCACGCUGUACCGGAUCCGGGAGGCUCAGGAUCCGGAAUUUCACGGGAAGCUUCAGAAGACGCUGUCCGAAGUCGUGAGUUACUAUGGAUCGGUAGUUUCGAAUGAGAGCGCAGUGGACUACGACAACCUGCUGACGGAUUCGUACCAUCGUUGCCACUCCACUGGACCACCCAGCGUUCAUGGGAGCGUCUACGGCACAGAUUUGUCUGUGUAUGAUCCGGAGACCAUGUCGGGUAUGGUCCUUCGUUCUUUGUAAUUCUUCAUGCUGAUAGCCUCAAUGCUGGGUGGAUGAACUUUGGCAUCCUUCAUCAGCUGCACCACGUUGUUCAGCAUUUCAUUUCUCUCCUCCGUCGAAGUAUCCCGGCACCAGGCUCCGAUCCAGAAGCCGCGCAGUACAAUACCGUUAAAAUUCAAGGCUGCUUCGGCACGAGAGGGGGUUGUUUGGACAUGCCACCGUAUGUGACCAGCUGCGCCUGAUUCGCAUCCGUUUGUAAUAGCGUUCACGACUCUGCCGUCCACGCAAUUCAAGCCCAAGUUUGGCUUUGGUCAGACUGCCGAGAGUUUUACGAUCCUGGAGGCCGGCAUCGGUGAUAUUGCGUUGUAUCGCCCAGCGAUUUCAAGUGGGACAGAGUAGCAUCCUGUUCCGGAUGGUCACGGAUGGUGUUGAUCGUCUGCCGAUCACUGGCUGCGGAUGACCAGCUGACCAGCUGCACUGUUCGUGCCGUUCUGAAUGAUCACGUAUCCUUUUGACCUUUUCGGAGGGCCUAAAAAGAAAAUUAUUUUUAAACUUCUGGAUAAUGGCUGGAUGUUCUACAUAUUCUAAUACAUACAUAUUCUACAUAUUCUCAAGAUUAUGUACGGAAGGAUGAAUGGACUGCUAAGAAAGGCAACAAGUUGAUUGA